CAUUUCACCUCUCUUUGUUCCUCUAUUUCUCUCAUUUCUCUUUCCCUUGGCUUUUUUCCCUCUCGCUUUCCGUCCCCAUUUUCCGCACAAAACUCAACACAGCCCUAAAUCUCAAAUUCCACUUGAAACGCCAUUUCCACUGUAAGAAGUAAAAUCAAUAAGCAUUUAGGGUUUUGAACACCAAAUUCGCUGAUAACGAAUCAAAAUCAAAUCCUUCUUCGGGAAAUUCUCAGGUUGUUGUUACGUUUGUAAAUUUAAUUCAAUUUGAGUUAUGGUGAAUGGUCAGGUUCUCUGAUAAGGCUCCUUGGCUCUUGAGGAGUGGAAUAUACUAGCCUGCCUCAGUCUGUAACUAAUUUUUGUAGUAAACUGGAGCUCAUUUCACUAUGUCGGGAUUCAAUCGCAAUGGAGUCAAUUUGAUCAACUGCUUCUUUCAUUUUUCUGAAUGGCAUCCACUUGAAUAGCAAAGUCAACAGGGGCUUGAAGCCCAUAUCAAAAUUUUCCCUUUUAAGAGUAUCAUACUACUUUUACCUUUCUUUAUAAUCAAGGAUCAUACUGCUUUUAUCUUUGGAUUGGUAUGUGAAUUGAGUUGCAUAUUGAUUUGUAACAAGAUGCAUGCUAAUUUUCAGGUGUGGGGAUCAAAUUGUUAUCGGGUUGUAUAGUGUAGUCAUUACAACUUUCUGUAGUUUCUUGAUGUUUGUGAAGGGGCAUUCUGUUGCUAAAGUGACAGAAAUGGGGUGCUGUGGGUGUUUUGGGUUCUGUUUUGCUAGGAAACCAAAGAGGGUGGGAAGGCCCAAUUUGGGAUUGUCAAAUAACUGUUCUCAGGAGUCUUUGCUAUAUGAAGAGGGGGAGGAAGAAGAUGGUUGCUCCUACAAUGGUGAUGUAACUGAUACUGGUAUUGGGGAUGAUGGUGAGUAUCGCUGCCCAGUCAAACGCUCUGAAGAGAUUCUCAUGUACAGAGCUCAAAAUGGGUUGGUUUGCAGGGAGAUCCCUGUCAAGGAAACCCACAAAGUCAUACGGGAUGAGGAUGAAGAUGGGAAAAAGAUGGUUAAUGAGUAUGUACGUGAAUAUAAGAUUGGUUCUGGUAGCUAUGGAAAAGUGGUUCUAUAUCGGAGCCGUACUGACGGAAAACAUUAUGCCAUUAAGGCCUUUCGCAAGUCUCAUUUAUUAAAAUUGCGUGUGGCACCUUCAGAAACUGCUAUGUCAGAUGUUCUUCGUGAGGUUCUGAUCAUGAAAAUGCUGUGCCAUCCCAAUAUAGUUAAUCUUAUUGAGGUGAUUGAUGACCCAACAACGGAUCACUUCUACAUGGUUCUUGAAUACGUUGAAGGAAAAUGGGUCUGUGAGGGUGCUGGUCCGGCAGGUGGUCUCGGAGAACAUAAGGCACAGACGUACUUGCGUGACACGGUAUCCGGCUUGAUGUAUCUACAUUCUCAUAAUAUAAUCCAUGGGGAUAUUAAGCCAGACAAUCUUUUAGUUACGGCCUCUGGCAGGGUGAAGAUUGGUGAUUUCAGUGUUAGCCAAGCUUUUGAGGAUGAUAAUGAUGAGCUUAGGCGGUCUCCUGGCACUCCGGUUUUUACUGCUCCUGAGUGCUGUUUAGGACUAACAUAUCAUGGAAAAGCUGCUGAUACAUGGGCAGUUGGUGUCACCCUUUACUGUAUGGUUUUAGGAAAAUACCCAUUUCUCGGAGACACACUCCAGGACACAUAUGACAAGAUAGUAAAUAACCCCCUCGCUCUCCCUGAUGGUAUGAAUCCCCCGCUGAAGAAUUUGCUCGAGGGGCUUCUUUGUAAAGAUCCAGCAAAAAGGAUAACACUCAAGAGUGUGUCUGAGCAUGAAUGGGUUGUCGGAAAUGAAGGUCCCAUCCCUCAGCAUCUAUGUUGGUGCCAGCGCAAAAAAUUACAAAAGGAAGAAUCUGAUGGGAGAAUGGAGGAUCAGAAAGAUGUUCUGUGAUUUUUAAUUUAUGUUUCUAGUUUUCGAGUUGUGUUUUUAUGGAACGGGAGCUAGGAUGUUUCUUCCAACAAGCUUUGUUUGUGAAAGCAAAAGAAUACAGUUAUACAGGCAAAAUAACACAGGAUAAUAGAGCAUGAGAGGUAAGAGGUCAAGUAAAUUCUGUGAUAUUUCUAGUGUAGUUAGUACUGGAAGACAGACGACUUGUGCCUCAAAUGCAAGAACGCUUUUUUCAGUCAAGAAGACAAAUUAUUAGGUGUUUCCUCGUUAAGAGAGAAGAAGAAAAGAAGGGGAAAGCCAAACAAUCAAGUUCUCCUUUUGCUUUAUCAUAA
This is a messenger RNA of Nicotiana tabacum (common tobacco), 2276 nucleotides long. The record is from RefSeq and is a predicted model, not a curated record. Lineage: Eukaryota; Viridiplantae; Streptophyta; Magnoliopsida; Solanales; Solanaceae.